AUGCCUGUUCCGCUGAUCCAAAAAGCCAUCCUGGAUGGCCUGGACACGGUGCCCAACUCGGCCGUGCUGUUCAAGCUUCUGGGUGUCGGACUGGUGCUGUACCUGAUCAGAAGAUGGUUCCAAGGAGCAACAAACACGUCCGAGAGAACCAUGCACGGCAAGGUCGUCAUGAUCACAGGCGGCACCUCUGGUAUAGGAGCUGAAGUCGCCCGCGACCUGGCUACCCGAGGCGCCCAGCUGGUCCUGCUGACCCAACACGCUCUGGACGACUUUUUCCUCGUCGAGUACAUUGAAGAGCUUCGCGAUCGCUCAAACAACGAACUCAUCACCGCUGCCCAAGUCGAUCUCACCUCGCUGCACUCUAUCCGCCAGUUCGCUACCAAAUGGGUCGACAAUGCCCCUCCGAGACGACUCGACAUGAUCGUCCUCUGCGCAAACACCCUGACCCCCAAGGGUGCAAAGAUUCAAAAGACCAACGACGACGUCGAGAUCAACUGGGGCCUGAACUACCUCGCAAACUUCCAUCUCCUCAGCAUCUUGUCGCCAGCCAUCCGCGCCCAACCCCCAGACCGCGAUGUCCGCAUCAUCAUGGCAACCUGCAGUGCCUACAUCGGCGGCACCCUCCCAGUCACUGGCGUCAAAGAAGCAAAGAUCAGACAAAAGGAGAGGGCCGACAAAUUCAACCCUUAUUCGGCCUACGCAUCCUCCAAACUCGCCCUCAUGGCUUUUGCCCAGUCCUUCCAGAAACAUCUGUCUGCCUACGCUCGUCCUGACAAGAACCCCAUGAAUGCAAGAGUCAUCCUGGUCGAUCCUGGGCAAACUCGCACUCCUGGAAUGCGCCGCUACCUCACAUGGGGGUCCAUCACUGGUCUCGUUCUCUACCUCUUGACUUAUCCCAUCUGGUACAUCAUCCUCAAGUCUCCUGCACAAGGCGCCCAGUCUUUCCUUUACGCCGCCAUGGAAGCCCAAUGGGGAAGAGGAAACGGCGGCUGGUUGAUCAAAGAAUGCAGAGAGAUUUCACCAGCAAGAAGAGACAUGCUGGAUGAAGAGCUGCAGAAACAGCUUUGGGAGUACUCGGAAAACAUGAUUCAAGAAGCUGAAAAGAGAGGUGCAAAGAAAAGGGCUGAAGCAAAGGCUGCAGAGAAGGUCAAGCCUGCCGAGCCCAAGAAGCCUGAUGAGAAGAAGCCAGGCAGCAGGAGGACAAAGAAGGCUUGA
Molecule: messenger RNA, 1215 nt
Organism: Aureobasidium namibiae CBS 147.97
Lineage: Eukaryota; Fungi; Ascomycota; Dothideomycetes; Dothideales; Saccotheciaceae
Product: NAD(P)-binding protein
Exons: 1
Coding region: 1-1215 (404 amino acids)
Source: RefSeq, a predicted model, not a curated record